Messenger RNA from Castor canadensis (American beaver), 978 nucleotides. NCBI's taxonomy places the organism in Eukaryota, Metazoa, Chordata, Mammalia, Rodentia, Castoridae. The record is from RefSeq and is a predicted model, not a curated record.
AUGGUAGAGGGAAACUGUACCACUGUGACUGAGUUCAUUCUCCUGGGAUUAUCAGAUGACCCUGAGCUGAGAGUCUUCCUCUUCCUGUUCUUCCUUCUCAUCUAUGGAGUCACACUCUUCGCCAACCUGGGCAUGGCCUCACUGAUUCAGCUCAGUUCUCAGCUGCACACGCCCAUGUACUUUUUCCUCAGCCAUUUGUCCUUUGUGGAUUGCUGCUACUCCUCAAUCAUUGUGCCAGAGAUGCUGGGUAACAUCUUAAGUAAUGACAAAGCCAUUUCUUUCCUAGGGUGCAUGCUGCAAUUUUACUUAUUUUGUACUGUUGCAAUCACUGAGGUCUUCCUGCUGGCUGUGAUGGCCUAUGACCGCUUUGUGGCCAUCUGUAGCCCUCUGCUCUACACAGUCAUCAUGUCCCAGAAGCUCUGUGUGGUGUUGGUUUCUGGCUGCUACCUUUAUGCAUCCCUGUGUGCUCUGCUUCAUUUAUGCUCAGCUCUUGGGAUUCAAUCCUACAAGUCAAAUGUGAUCAACCACUUCUUCUGCGAUCUACCACCUCUCUUAAGUCUUGCUUGCUCCAAUGUCACAAUCAGUGAGAUGUUGCUGUUCAUUGUAGUCAAUUUCAAUGAGAUCCUGACUAUAAUGAUCAUCUUGACCUCCUACUUGUUUAUUCUCAUCACUGUCCUGAGGAUACACUCUGCAGAGGGAAGGUACAGAGCAUUCUCCACCUGUGCCUCCCAUCUCACAGCCAUCACUGUCUUCCAUGGAACAAUCCUUUUUAUUUAUUACCAGCCCAGUUCUGGUAAUAGCCUGGAUAUUGAUAAGGUGACUACUGUGUUCUACACUAUAGUGAUUCCCAUGUUGAACCCCCUGAUAUAUAGCCUGAGAAAUAAGGAUGUGAAAGAAUCGUUCAAAAAGGUGGUGGGCUCCAAAAGACACAGUGUCCUAAACUUUUAUUCUGAGAAACUGCAGAUGUUUAUUAUUUAA